AUGUUAGUAUCACCAAAUAACUUUGGAGUUGUUGAGCCAGGGUUAUAUCGAUGUUCUAAAUUGGAGAAUGAUAAUUUGCCAUUUUUAUCGACAUUAAAUCUUAAAUCAAUCAUUAUAUUAGAUGCUGAAAAACCGUCAAGAUCGAUAAAUAAUUUCAUAGAACAUAACAAAAUUGAGCUCUUCAAUCUUGGUGGAUUGAAGAUUAGUGAUAGAACCAGAAAUAAGACCGAUGAUGAGGAAGAAGAGGAGGAGGAAGAUUUGACUGGAACUGAAGGCACUACAGAACGGAAUGUACGUCGACAUAGUAGAACUCGUAGUACACCAGGAGAACAUCGUGGCUCAAUUACCGAAAAGCAGCUGACAAAAAACAAUACAAUAGAUAUUAUAAGUUUAGGGAGUAAACGGAACAAAACUGAGCAGUGGAUGGUUAUCGAGAAGAAUGUGAUAAUCCAAGCAUUUGAGUUGAUAUUGAAUAAUCACAAGUAUCCCAUGUUGGUAGUUGAUUCUACAUCCACCUUAAUCGGGAUAUUAAGAAAGAUACAAAAAUGGAAUUUUAAUUCAAUAUUGAAUGAAUAUAGAAUCUAUAUGGGAAGUUCAAAUAAAAACAACUAUUUUGCUGAAACUUUCCUCGAGUUGAUACAAAUUGAAUUAGUGUCGUAUGAAGUCAGCAAUUUCAAUUCCAUGAAACAACAACAACAGCAACAGCAGCAACUACCGCAACAUAAGUAUCUGAAAUCAAAGGACAUGUACCAACCUCAGCCUCGACAUUCAAUUGAUUUGGAAACAGAUUUAUCACCUACAAACCAUAUGAAAAGUCCAUAUCUCAUGCCUACUUCUCGUCGAGAUUCAUUAAAACCACCAUCAAUGCAUAGAGUUUCUAUAGAUGAAGAUAUUUCUGAUGAUGCCAGUGUUGAUGAUAUGGACGACUUGGACGAUGAUUUGCUUUCAGCUUCGCCGCAAAUUCCCGAGAAUUUACUUAAAUUUGUGGAGGAAAGAAAACAAGACAAGCAGAUGCAACCUACGGAUCUGGAUGAUUUGGUGAUAACACCAGGAACAUCACCCCAGCCAGGAUUAGGAAGAUCCAGUAGGAACAACAGUUUCAGUAAUGACUUAUUACGAGGAAAUGGCGUUGAUAGAAGACGAUCAGUUGAUGUUAAGUUGGUUAGAAAUGUCAAGUUUAGAAGUCCCAUGCAACAACAACAACAACAACAACAACCGCCACCUCCUCCUAUUCCACUCCAAACAAGAUCGUCGUAUGAAGGUCCAUCGUCAUGGUCUAAACGCAAGGAUCUGAGUAGAACUUAUUCACCAUUUGACAUUGAAGAAGUUAAACGACAAUAUGAUUUCAAAUACUACAAGAAUUUAAACAAAUACCCAAUUGUUUAUGAAAAUGUUGGUGUAUUGAAAUUGAAACUUCCAAAAACUCACAAAUUACCUGAUUGGUUUGUAAAAGGAAGGAACUAUUGGGAAAGAAAUUAUAAAUUACUAAAUAGCGAAUAA
This is a messenger RNA of Spathaspora passalidarum NRRL Y-27907, 1500 nucleotides long. RefSeq lists its product as uncharacterized. The transcript has a single exon. Gene Ontology annotation, molecular function: phosphatase activity. NCBI's taxonomy places the organism in Eukaryota, Fungi, Ascomycota, Pichiomycetes, Serinales, Debaryomycetaceae. Bases 1 to 1500 code for a protein of 499 amino acids. The record is from RefSeq and is a predicted model, not a curated record.